Molecule: messenger RNA, 852 nt
Organism: Dermacentor andersoni
Lineage: Eukaryota; Metazoa; Arthropoda; Arachnida; Ixodida; Ixodidae
Source: RefSeq, a predicted model, not a curated record
GUAUACAAAGGCAGGCAGAAGCUACCCUUCCUCGCCGGAGUCGGAUAUCAACGAGUACAAGAAUGUCUGUGUCCAACAAGGAUUCUUGAGGCCGUCUGGAAGCAGACUUGUGUGCAAGAUGUCCACGAACUUUGGAGACCCACGCUUGGUUCUUCGGCCGCUCAAGUUAGAGGUACUGUCGCUCAAGCCACGAGUGGUGGUCAUCAGCGACUUCCUCUCCCCAUCGGAAGUGCACUUCAUUCGAUCAGCGGCGCAGAAGGGAUUCGAGCGUGCAGGAAUUUAUUCCCCGACUGCCGUUGAGGGAAUGCCAAGCUGGAAACGGAUCGGCAAGGUGUCCUGGCUCUGGGACUCCGAGCACAACUUUCUGCAGCGCCUCUCUCGGCGCAUUGAGGUCACUACUGGUGUGUCGCUGGAAUCUGCCGAGGCGUAUCAGGUGGCAAACUACGGCAUCGGCGGACACUACACGCCCCACAUGGACGCCCACGGGUUCGACAAGGUGGCCGACGACGUGGACAUUAGGGACGGCAACCGACUGGCCACCAUGCUCAUGUACCUCACAGACGUCGCUGCGGGUGGAGCAACAGCGUUCGUCAAGCUGGGCGUCGCGGUGAAGCCGCGCGUCGGCGACGCCCUCUUCUGGUACGACGUGGAACCGUAUGACGGGAGCGAGUUCCCCACUCAGCUUUCUUUCUGGCACCAGAAAAGGAGGGCGGACGAGCUCACGACGCACGUCGGCUGUCCCGUUCUGUCGGGCUCCAAGUGGAUCGUGACCAAGUGGAUGCACGAGCGAAACAACCUCGUCGUGCACUACAACACGCCCGGCUGACGCCAUGGUCACGUCCGCCUAAUAAA